Protopterus annectens (West African lungfish) is the source of this 2684-nucleotide messenger RNA. RefSeq names its product aquaporin 11 (gene AQP11). The transcript is spliced from 3 exons. Gene Ontology annotation, cellular component: cytoplasm; membrane. NCBI's taxonomy places the organism in Eukaryota, Metazoa, Chordata, Ceratodontiformes, Protopteridae. Gene Ontology annotation, molecular function: channel activity. Bases 70 to 939 code for a protein of 289 amino acids. The record is from RefSeq and is a predicted model, not a curated record. Gene Ontology annotation, biological process: transmembrane transport.
GACUAGAGGGAAGGGGUAUUUUUAGUGUGUAUAUAGUAAGACGUUGGUGCUUACCGUCCAGAUGGCAGGAUGUAUCGAAGGUGGUUAUUUUCGUUUAUACCGGGUCAUGACUCUAACCUUUUCUUGUCAUUGACAGUGCUGACUUUUAUCGUUGUAUGUUGUGAGGUGGCACGCCGGUUUACACGGAAAGCCCUAGCUCCUCAUGCUCCGGUGUGCACGGACGCUGUCAUAGAGUUCAUCUCCACUUUUCAGCUUUGCGCUUGCAGUCAUGAGCUGCGCUUACUUUCUGAUAACAGCGUGGUGGAUUUGACUGUUGGCUUAAGUCUUAUUUAUAUUAUUACUGUUGUGCACGGACUCACGUUUGAUGGGGCAUUGUGUAACCCAACGUGGGCACUUGAACGGACCUUCCAGUGCCCGGGGUCAUGGAAGAUAGUCACGCUGAAACUUGCCUGCCAGUUUGCUGCAGCGGUAGCCGGUAGGGUCGGUACAGAGGUUAUUUGGUCCUGGGGGCUGUCCGAGUUGCACCAGAAACAUCUCUUGCAUAAGUUUAAGUGCUGGAGUGGACUGCACACAACUGUGCUUCAAGGGGCUGCAGUGGAGCUGGCGUGCACCUUUACUCUCCACGCCACUGUCAUGCACCUUCUGCACUUUGAAACCAAAUACAGAGUUCAUUUCGUGGCUGCAAUCAUCGCUGUCCUUGUUUAUGCAGGUGGGAGUCGUACAGGAGCUGCUAUUAACCCUGCAUUGGCAUAUUCUCUGUUCUUUCAUUGCACUGGAAAUUCAUUUCAGGAGUAUGUCUUUGUAUACUGGGUAGGACCAGUGCUGGGUAUGGUGUUUGCUGUAAUGCUUUUGGACAGAGUCCGUCCUCAACUCUCCAAGCAACAUGGAAAACAGCAAGCUACUCUAUCUGUAAAUAGACCUGACAAUAAAACUGAUUAGUGCCUGGAACGUGCGCGGAAAAAAGGGCAAGCAUGACACUGGCUUCAAAGACAGUCACAUUUAUUGACUUUGCGUCAAAAUGACAGUAUAAUUUUAGGUUAUUUUUGACUGCUACAACUCCUUUUUAAUGAGGGUUUUGCUGUGUAGUUGUACAUUUGUGAUUAUGCCUGCAUAUUUGCAGGAUGUUUUGUUCUGUUUUCUUGUCAAUUCUCCAUGACCCCCCCCCCCCCCGGAGGCCGUCGUGAAGUGUUUUGUGCUUUUGUACAAGUUUUGUUUCUGCCAUUGCUGCCACCUCCUCUGUCAUGUGACAGGCUUGUGGUUCCUGCAUCUGAUCUAAUGAGGGAGUAACUGGAACCAUCUACCAACAGGAGUCUUAACUGAUUUUAAAAGGGAGAAUGUUUGCUAUUUUUGAAUCUUAUUCUUCCAGACAUUCUUCCAUGAUUGUUUACUUUGGCAUUUGAUUCACAAUUGAAAUGUCGAUUACAGGUUCGUAAAAAAACGUGCUUAAUUUCAUAUUUUAUUUCCAUUUGAUCUCUGGUCAUAAUAGAAUGAACAAUAUAGGCAAUGUAGAGGUUUUUUCCUUCAUAAUCCAAAUCUCCAUCCGAUUGAUUUUUUUUUGUUUAAAUUUUCUGUAAAACGGUAUUGCUUUUAUUUAUUUAUUUUUUUUUACUUUUAGAAUUAAAAAUAAAAUUGGAACAGGGAAACAGUUAAAACAGUCAAGCCUGCUUUGUUGUACAUAAUGCAAAAUUUUGAUGCAAGUUAUACUAAGGUGCUGGUAUUUCAUUACAAUAGCCUAUAUCCCUAAAUGCUAGUAUCUACUUAGUAAAAGUGCCUGUCACUGUCUAAUGUUUUACUAAAGAUGCUGAAGUCUUAGCUUUAUGGAUGUGCUGUCUCACAGUGCCAUGAGACAAAAACAAAAAUGCUUGCCAGAGUACAAAUGGGUGUUUGUUAAAAAAAUAAAGUCAACAGUAAUCUUUGAAUAGUGUGUGUGUGCGUGUUUGUGUGUGCGUGUUUGUGUGUGUGUGUGUGUGGGUUGCUUCUCUGCAUAUGCAAGUAUUACUUCAUAAACAACAUCCCUACACCCCCUGCUAAUUAUGUGUACUAAUUCCGAGAUGUCACAAUCCCCAGGAAAAGGGAAUAUUCCCCAGCCAGGGAUUGUUGAUCUCCCACACCUGUCGACUAUCCCUAUAAUUCAUGAAAUGCGGUCGAUUAUACAGAUGUUGACCAAACCAAUGGAGCCCAUAUAUAGGUAUUCAGUACUGCAUACAGAAUGUUAUCUCAGCCUGGGAAAAGGAAAUAUGUCAUCAUUACCAUAUAGAUGUGAUUACUGCAUGUAACCCAUUUCUAUGAAUUGUGUUUCUGUUGGAGCAAACUUGAAGCUUUAAUAUUCAUUUUGCCACCUGCUUUGAAACAUUCCUUUGUUGUUUCACUGAUAUAUUGUUUAAUGUUUUGCUUGCUAUUGGGUACAGCUGUUAAUUCUGUUUUAAAAAAAGAAAACAAAACAGUGUGUGGGUCUUUUUGUUUAUGAAUAUAGUGCAUGUAUGUCUGUCUGCUGUAAACCACGUUACUAGGACAUAAUGGAAACUAGUAGCAUAAUAACACAGAGUACUGCUGAAGAGACAUACAGAGCCACAUUUCUACCACUGAGUUGUUCUGACUCCUGAUUUUGAGGACAAAGCUGUUGAAACUGCUGGAAAUUUAGAUCCUCAGUGUAAAUAAAACACUUUUCUCCUAAUACCUCCUUA